CCUUUUUAUUUCGUCAUCUUCCUCGAUAUAUUCUCCUCUCUGUCAAAACUCAAAACCCUCUCUCCUUUUUUUAUCCGUUUUCACUUGUUCUUCCGUUUUUGUCUUUGUAUGAUCCCUAUCUGUUUAAAUUCAUCCAUUUUUAUGCUGCAACUCUUAAUCUGAUCAAUAUCAUGUCUGUUGCGUAUGAGUCUAAUACCAACAGUGAUACUAAUCGGAUCCGGCAGCCUGGGUUUGCUCAAGGGAUGUGGAUCUACAACUCAUCGGAGACCGCUAGAUUCACCGGAGAUGAUCAUCGGAGCAGCAAGUUCCCCGUCGAUAAGGAUGAAGAUGAUCAUGAUUCAAGCAGUUCUUCGUCAAUCGGCAAUAACAGUGACGCAUCUGGCGGCGAAGGCGAUUCCGAUGAUGACGCCGGCGGCGGCGAGGUUCAGAGCUUAUUUAAAGGCUCAUUGAAUAACUUAUGCGCUUUGGAACAGGCUUUGCCGAUCAAGAGAGGUAUAUCCACAUUCUAUGCUGGAAAAUCGAAGUCAUAUACAAGCUUAGCUGAUGCAGUAUCUGCUCCAUCAAUCCAAGACAUUGGUAAACCAGAGGAUGCUUACAACAGGAAACGGAAAAACAUAAUUGCACAUGGUGUAUUCUUGGAUAAAAAUCGAAAUUUUGGUUCUAAAACAGGGAUAUCAAAGAGAUCAAACAACACAAAUGGAGUUGGUGAAACUGAAACUUCAAGCAUAAGCUUAAGCUCAUCCCCUAAUCUUUCUCUUCCCCCUUUACCUUCACGUCCUACAAGAUUACCCACUAAAGAAAUUUCAGAUUCAUCAUCUCCCAGGAUUCAUUCUUCUCCAUGGAGAUCUUAUUCUCUGUCAGAUUUACAACAUGCUGCUGGUGAAACAUCAAGAAUGAAAAGCUCACUUGAUAACAUAAGAGAUAAGGAUGAAGAUGAUUAGAGUUUGAAAAAGAUGACUUUGUAAGGUGUUAGGUUUGUAGCUGGUUUCCUUUUUCCCGUUUCCUGAUAACUGCCCUUUGUACUUACUUCCUUGAGGGCAUUUCUGGAAUUCAGUGGAUUUUAUGUUUCCUGUAGUUCUUCCUUGUAUCCUUAUGCUUGUUAUAUAUAUAAUCAAAUGUCCCCUUUUCAUCAUAUUUAUCUGUUGCCACUUGUCAUCCAUUCACCAAUCUGUUUCAGAUCUGUAAGAUUCUGCAAAAUGGAUGAAGUUGCUACUUAAAUCUACUGAAAGGUACUGUGAACACUGUUUGAACCCUAAACAUAAACAGUAUCUAUUCUUUAUUAAGAAGAAGUAGAGGGGAGCUCUUUAACUGCGUCAUUAUAAGUCUGAUUAACCUAACUGCUUUAUUAUAAGUUCUAUUGACCUGAUUUGUUUUUUGGGAAUGUAGUUCAAUGUUUUAGCUUAGACUCUGAAAACAUCUUGUUUUUUUGGUUAAAUGUCAACCGACUCACAUGCCCUAGACAGGGGUAUCAAAGCUUAUUUGUAGCUAUUUCUGAAUUGUGCAGAAUUUUUGCCU
Lactuca saligna is the source of this 1515-nucleotide messenger RNA. The record is from the annotation of a GenBank genome assembly. NCBI's taxonomy places the organism in Eukaryota, Viridiplantae, Streptophyta, Magnoliopsida, Asterales, Asteraceae.